Emiliania huxleyi CCMP1516 is the source of this 762-nucleotide messenger RNA. RefSeq names its product cysteine desulfurase NFS1. NCBI's taxonomy places the organism in Eukaryota, Haptophyta, Isochrysidales, Noelaerhabdaceae. Gene Ontology annotation, biological process: iron-sulfur cluster assembly. The transcript is spliced from 5 exons. The coding region runs from base 1 to 519 and encodes 172 amino acids. The record is from RefSeq and is a predicted model, not a curated record. Gene Ontology annotation, molecular function: cysteine desulfurase activity. Gene Ontology annotation, cellular component: cytosol; mitochondrion.
AUGGCUGCCGCGCGCCUCUCCCGCUGGGUGGCCCCCGGCCGGCUGGGCGGCACGCGACGGCUGUCCACCGCGCCGGUGAUGAGCAUCGCCGGGCAGAGCCGGGAUGGCAAGGCCAUCUACCUCGACUCGCAGGCGACAACCCCGAUGGACCCGCGCGUGCUGGAUGCGAUGCUUCCCUUCCUGUCCGGCCAGUUUGGAAACCCGCAUUCGAAGAACCCACGAAGCAACCUCAACAUCUCCUUCGCCUACGCGCUCAAAGACAUGGCCGUCUCCUCGGGCUCGGCGUGCACCUCCGCCUCGCUCGAGCCCUCGUACGUCCUCCGCGCGCUCGGUGUCGACGAGGAGAUGGCGCACACCUCAAUACGCUUCGGCAUCGGCCGCUUCACCACCGAGGCCGAGGUCGACUACGCGGUCGAGAAUUGCGUCAAGCACGUCGAGCGGUUGCGCGAGAUGUCUCCGCUGUGGGAGAUGGUGCAGGAGGGCAUCGACCUCAAGUCGAUUCAAUGGUCGCAGCACUAGCGGCGCGCAUACGCUAGCCCCCCCCCCACCCGCCCACAAAGGUUCUCCACCCCUCCACACGUGACUUUCCUCACACGUUCGCCAGAUGCCCCAUUGAAACACUCUCUGUUGUGCAGUUAGAGAGCGGAAGCGGAACGGCUGACAUGCCGAGUCCUGAGAGAAUCUCUGGCGCGACACACGUGAGGUGACAGGUGUGUGUUUCUCACCAGAGACUCGGACGAGCCAUCUCGUUCUUUCAUCCUC